Microstroma glucosiphilum is the source of this 384-nucleotide messenger RNA. RefSeq lists its product as hypothetical. The record is from RefSeq and is a predicted model, not a curated record. The transcript is spliced from 2 exons. Lineage: Eukaryota; Fungi; Basidiomycota; Exobasidiomycetes; Microstromatales; Microstromataceae. Bases 1 to 384 code for a protein of 127 amino acids.
AUGGCCCUCGCAUCCUACAUCUCCUUUUCUGCCCUCUACGAAAUUGAGCAGCGUCAGCUACAACGUAGCGCAGCAGCUACCUCUACCUCUGCCCCUGCCUCGAGCAGCAGCAGCAGCAGUGGUAUCAUGAGGCGAGACUCAAACUCUUCCACCAGCUCAACUUCAAGCAGCAGCACCUCUUCCUCUCGUGUUCACUUCCCAAGCACUCCUCCUUCUCCUUCUUCCUCUCCUUCUUCGGCGGAAUCAGUCUACUCUUCUCACUCUACCAGCCUACAUGCAGCUUCAAGGCGCUACAGUACAGAGGAUGGUAGUCUACCCCAUCCACCACGUAUCGCUGAAGUCUCUGCACAGGAUUUGAGCUUGAGGAGAUAUGGUAGGAGGUAG